AAAGGCCUCCUCAUGUAGCUCUACCUAUACCAUCCACAUUUAAAUAGAGAAAAAGAAAAUGUUGGCUAUAUUCCACAAAGCUUUUGCUAACCCACCGGAUGAGCUCAACAGUCCUGCAUCUCAGAAGGUUAAUAAGAAGCCUAAGCUUCCGCAAGAGACUCUUGAUGAGUUCCUUUCUCAUUAUCCUGACAACACUUUCUCCAUGAGCUUCGGUGAAGCUGCUGUGCUUGCCUAUGUUCGCCCUGACAACAAUUUCUCACAUCAUCAAAGGUUUUUUUGUGGGUUUGAGGAUAUAUACUGCCUGUUCUUGGGGAGCUUGGACAACUUGUGUGUACUGAAUAGGCAAUAUGGUUUGACAAAGGGGACUAAUGAGGCCAUGUUUGUGAUCGAAGCUUAUCGGACACUUCGUGAUAGGGGUCCAUACCCUGCUGAUCAAGUUGUCAAGGAUCUUGAUGGAAGCUUUGCUUUUGUUAUCUAUGAUAGCAAGGCUGGUACUGUCUUUGUAGCACUGGGUUCUGAUGGUGGGGUGAAGCUGUACUGGGGUAUCGCAGCUGAUGGUUCUGUGGUUAUAUCCGAUGAUGUGGAAGUCAUAAAAGCAGGCUGUGCAAAAUCAUUUGCUCCCUUCCCAGCGGGAUUUAUGUUCCACAGUGAAGGCGGAUUGAUGAGCUUUGAGCAUCCAAUGAACAAGAUUAGAGCAAUGCCAAGGAUUGAUAGCGAAGGAGUGCUGUGUGGGGCAAACUUCAAGGUUGACGUAUACACGAGGAUCAACAGCAUACCACGCAGAGGAAGUGAAGCUAAUUGGACCGAAUGGGACUCCCAUAACUGAUUAUUGGCUACCAUACUUUAAUUUGCGUGUAGGCCUAGGACUUUUACUUUUUCUUUUCUAUGUUGUCGUCUUUCUCCUUUCAAUUAAUGCUAAUAUGUUCCUGGAAAAGAAAGAAAAGCAUGCCAUGAGUUCAAGAACAA
Hevea brasiliensis (rubber tree) is the source of this 966-nucleotide messenger RNA. Its product is annotated as stem-specific protein TSJT1. The coding region runs from base 59 to 826 and encodes 255 amino acids. The record is from RefSeq and is a predicted model, not a curated record. The transcript has 4 exons. NCBI's taxonomy places the organism in Eukaryota, Viridiplantae, Streptophyta, Magnoliopsida, Malpighiales, Euphorbiaceae.